GCGAGGGCAGGAAUCCCACAAUAGCAGGCAAAGGAGUUUUUUUUCAGAGGCAGAGCUGGGGCUGGUGGCUGCUUCAAUCAAAGGGAAAGCAGAGAGGGAAGCGAGGCUCUGCGGAGAGAUGUAAGAUGGCAGAGCUACAAAUGUUGUUAGAGGAAGAGAUUCCGGCCGGUAAAAGAGCGCUCGUGGAGAGUUACCAAAACCUCACCAGAGUAGCAGACUACUGCGAGAACAAUUAUGUCCAGGCCCAGGACAAGAGGAAAGCUCUGGAGGAGACCAAAGCCUACACCACCCAGUCCCUGGCCAGCGUAGCCUACCAGAUCAAUGCCUUAGCCAACAAUGUACUGCAGCUGCUGGACAUCCAGGCUUCGCAGCUGCGGCGCAUGGAGUCCUCCAUCAACCACAUCUCCCAGACUGUGGACAUCCAUAAAGAGAAGGUAGCCAGGCGGGAGAUAGGGAUCCUGACCACCAACAAGAACACGUCGAGGACCCAUAAGAUCAUAGCGCCGGCUAAUAUGGAGAGACCAGUUAGGUACAUCAGGAAACCUAUUGACUACACUGUACUGGACGAUGUCGGUCAUGGUGUCAAGUGGUUAAAAGCCAAGCAACAUGGAAACAAUCAGGCAAUUCGAGGAGGAACACUAUCAAGGACCAAUCCGCCGACACAGAAGCCACCAAGCCCUCCCAUGACAGGGCGUGGCACGCUCGGACGCAACACACCCUACAAGACCCUGGAGCCAGUGAAGCCGCCCACAGUGCCCAAUGACUACAUGACAAGCCCGGCCCGACUAGGCAGUCAGCACGGCCAGCAGCACAGCCCCGGACGCACAGCAUCGCUCAACCAGAGGCAACGCACACACAGUGGAAGCAGUGGGGGUAGUGGCAGCAGGGAGAACAGCGGCAGCAGCGGAAUUGGCAUUCCCAUCGCAGUGCCUACACCCUCCAUUCCUGGUACUGGACCAGUCCCACCCAUGUCUGCUCCUCCCGGAGCCCCUCCGCCUCCCCCACCCCCUCCCCCUCCUCUACCUCCACCUGCUCCUCCCAUGGCUGGACUUGCCCCUCCAGCACCACCACCACCACCACCACCCUUAGCGGUGGCCCCUGGGCCUGGUCUGGGCCCCGCUCCAAUGUCCCAGUUUGGAACCAUCUCGCGGCAGAUUUCGCGGCACAACCCUUCCAACUCCUCUGUCUCUAUGGUUUCGGCCACGGGCACCUACCGCCGGGCACCGUCGGUCACUUCCCAGUUCUCCUUGCAGCAGCAGCAACAACUACAACAGCAGCAGCAGCAGCAACAGCAGCAGCAGCAGCAACAACAGCAACAACAGCAGCCUCAUAUUAAUGGAGGCACUCCUGGCUUUGGUCAGAACUCAAUGUCUAUCGCUCCUCCUCCUCCCCCCAUGCCCCAGCUGACUCCACAGAUACCUCUGACUGGCUUUGUGGCCAGGAUGCAGGAGAGCAUUGCAGAUACUCCUACUCCCCCUCCCCCUCCCCCUCCCGAUGACAUGCCCAUGUUUGACGACUCUCCUCCCCCUCCACCGCCUCCUCCAGUGGACUACGAGGAGGAAGAUGCUGCUGUCGUGCACUACGACGACCCCUACGCUGACGGAGACCCACAGUGGGCUCCCAAGAACUACAUUGAGAAAGUGGUGGCCAUCUAUGACUACACCAAGGACAAGGAUGAUGAGUUGAGUUUCAUGGAGGGGGCAAUCAUUUAUGUCAUCAAGAAGAACGAUGACGGCUGGUUCGAGGGCGUGUGCAACGGUGUCACUGGCCUGUUCCCUGGCAACUACGUGGAGUCCAUCAUGCACUACGCCGACUGAAGGGACCUUGCAGUAAGAGAAGUCUAUUUAUUCAGUCAUAUCAUAAUCCAGUGAGAGACUGACAAGCAGCAAUUCUUGCCUCUCAAGACGCAUAGACAUAACUGUAUGAUCCCCUUUUGAUAUGACAGAAUGUUCUUUCCCUAACUGAUUGCAGAUAAAAUGAAAAGUAAUAUCUAUUUAGUUUAUUUUGGUGUUAUAUGGGCAGUUGGGGGACAUUAAUGGAAUAUGUAAAAAUAAAAAUUUAAAAGUUUCUAAAGAAUUGGACUGCACGUGCUCACACAGGUUGAACUCAAAAAUGAUGAUCACUCAGCUGAAGGAUGUACAUUUUGGCCUAAACAAAGAUUUCAAUCCUUUGUGAACAAGAGUAUUAGGUUUUAUGGAACAAAUAGAAAUAUUAAUGUCGUACGCACCUUCAGUUGAAGUGUUUGUACUGUCAGUUGUAUAUAACGUGAGCUGCAGCCACUUGGAUUUCUGUAAUGUAAAUUCAGUGAAUGUCAAUUAUAUGAUAGUUUAUUAGUGGUGCCCUCCUCAACGCCAUAAAGGCCCAUUUAUAUGGAAAAUAAACAGACGGCCUGUCAAUAAUUUACCAACUUAUGUACUGUAAAUGGUAUUUCAAAGAAACAAUUACUCCUGAAAAUCAGUCUUGGCGUUAAAGCAUGCAAAAUUCUAAGAGAUAUAAUGUAAUCUUAAGUUUAUUGCCAUUAGGCUUCCAUUAUGUUGUAAGUGUAUUCACCUGUUUUGUUUAAAUUUUGUUCAACUGUUGAAAUCACUGAACGUUUUAGACUCUUAAGUAAAUUUCAGGCUUUCCCAUGGUGUCACAUUUUAAAUGCAGAAUUGUAUUCGAACUUAAAACUCCUAAAAAGUUUGCUCUGGUGUGCAUUUAGAUCUGUUUGGAGCAAGGAAACACAUUCCUUUUUUUGGCUUAUUAUCAGGCAUUUUAAGAUUAUGUCACAUCACUGUUGUUAAUUCUAAACUAAUCCACACAAAAUCUGUACGAUCCAUUGGUAACUGGCAAUAAUGGACUUUUGGUUCUGAUAGACAGCAGGUGGUGAAUUGUCGUGCCUAACACUGCCAUGCGACAAUUCAGACAUAGUAGACCAAUAAACAACUCUAAUACCUCCUCAGUCUUCUCAAAGCAACAAUGACCUGCUCUGGGUUCAAGGACCAUGUUGAAUGCUUUGAACAUGAAAUCCUCUGGGCUGCACAGGUGUACAUAUUUAACUCAAGCCAAUCAGCCAAUCAAUAUUAGGUUUCACUCAGGUCUUGGAAUCAUCUUGAUAACAUUGUACUUUCUUUUUGUUAGCCCUCAAACAUUCAUCUAAGUUUCAAAUGCAAGGUUAACCUGCAGUGUUCACCAUUUUCCAUUUCAGGAUACUGCAGCUAAUGCCUUGAUGUUUCGCCCAUUUGCUUUAGCAUUUCCAAUAAGAAAAAAAAGCGUGUUCCGGCUCAAUUUCGUGGGUAGAAAUACUGAAAUCUAUCUCUCCGUCUGCCCUUCAUUUGUACAUAUGAAAUGUUGAUUGAAAAAUUAAUGUACAGUCUUUUAUAAUAAACAAUUCUAUGUACAA
Molecule: messenger RNA, 3382 nt
Organism: Lates calcarifer (barramundi perch)
Lineage: Eukaryota; Metazoa; Chordata; Actinopteri; Centropomidae
Gene: abi1a
Product: abl-interactor 1a
Exons: 12
Coding region: 126-1817 (563 amino acids)
Cellular component (GO): lamellipodium; intracellular anatomical structure
Molecular function (GO): SH3 domain binding
Source: RefSeq, a predicted model, not a curated record